UGCAGCAUAUAAACCUAUCAACAUAUGUUAUGCUGCAACUGAAGGAGGCAUGAAAAUUUAAUGAUUUGCUUUAUUUAUAGGACUCUGCAUGGUGAAGAUGCCCAACCAUGGAAAACACGUUGAAAUAGUGGUCCAGCAGCUUAACAAAUUUAAUCCUGAAAAUCAGAGUAUGGAUCAUUUUUUGGAUGAGUCGACUAAGGUUUUGCAGGCCCUUAAUGUGACAGAUGGAAAAUUCGUGUUGGAGACUCUAGCAGGAUGCAUAGAAUAUAAACCUUUACUGGACAUAGUAGCCAAUGCUUUUUUUGUUCAAGAUGGGAAGCGUUGCCUGUCUUCUGAGCGCAAUCUGUAUGUGGUUAUUUGUUAUCUGGCCACUUUUCAACUGGAGGAGCUUGGUCUUCAGCAGUUCAGCAGAAUUGUCAAAUCUUUGGAUGCUGCAAAAAUGCAUAAGUUUCUUAGAUUCUUCUUCAGUGUCUUAAAUUUAAAUACCUGGAUAAAAGAUGAAUGGAGUCAAAUAUAUGAUUCACCUUAUGUGAAGGAAAAUUGGAUUGAUCCAUUGCUAAGAUGGCAGCCAAAAAUACAGCAAUUAAUUGAGCAACUUGCUGAUAAGUUAGAUAAUCAUGUUACUACUGUAAAGUCUUCAACAGUCACUGAACCAAAGGAGUUUAAUUUGACCAUUCCCAAGCCCCGGGCCAUUCCAAUACCUGAGCCAAUACCAUUACAGGAGAGGACUCAACCUGUUCCUCAGAGCACCUACAAACCUCCAAAGGAAAAACGGCAUCUAGAGGAAAUCAAACGCCAAAACCGCCAAAAAGCAGAACAUCUGGUGCUGGAAGCCAAUGUUAACAAGUUCAAGUGUGCAUUCUCCAAGCUUGAUAAAAGAGAGAAUGCAUCUGAGGUUAAGAAUAAACCAGAAUUCCAGGCUCAAAAGAUCCAAGGCAAGAUUGACAAUGUACCUAUUAAAUUAAAUGCAGCAGCGAUCUUAAGAGAGGGUGCCCUCUACCAGCGGAAAAUGGAACAAGAGCUGAACAGAAUUGAAAGUUUGCUGCGAGGGGCCCGUGACCCAUCUGAAUUCUUGGAGUGGCAAAAGCAGAUGCGCGAAAAAGAUUUGGAACAACAGCUGGCUGAGAUUGAGUGUAGAAGGCUUCAAGGGAAACUGAGUCAUGAGGAGGCAGUUCUUGCACGCCAGAAUGUAAUUCAGGAAAACAAAAAGAAGGCUGACCUAAUGAGAGAAGAGAUAGGGGAACUGAUGUGCCAGUAUGCAGAGAGACGUCUUCAGGAACAGAAGGAAAUGAGGGAGUUGGUGGAACAAGUGGUAGAAGGACACAAGAACGCGAAGCAAGCAAAAAUGAAGCUCCAGAAAUACAAACGGCAAAUAGUUCAGGAAGUGUCCGAAGAGAGCCGGGAACUUCUUCGGCAAGCUUUGGAAGAAGCAGAGGAGAAGCUUAGAAAAAGAUAUGAAUUGAUUCAACAGAUCCGAGCCAUUGAAUCUUUACCGCUCUUUAGGAACAAGUUUGUUGACUUAACCCAGACUCCUGGCCAUGGCUUAAUUGGUGAAAUGUCAAUAGUGGAACUACGUGAACGCUUAGCUUUGCUUAAAGAAGCACAGAAGAAGGCAGAGGAAGAGAAGAGGGACCAGAUAAUACAUGAAAAACAAGCUAAGGAACAGCUGCUUCUAGACAAACUAGAGCAGAUUUCCCAGUUCAGAGCAGCACUUGGAAGAGCAGCUACCUUAAGGCAAGAAGAAAAGAAAAUUAAGUCGCGGUUCAGUGAAGGACCUGUGAAAAGUGAGCGUGUUUUAAAUCUGCAGAAAAAGAUUACAGAAAAAACUAUGGAGCGUAAAAAGCAGGCUGAACUCUUAAAGGUUACGCCCCCAAAAACUAGUGCAGUGAGGCCCCGGGAGCCACAAAAAGGCUUUCUGCAAGAGAACCACUGGAAAGUGCUGGAAGAGAGUCGGGCACAACAGUUCAAAAUGCUUCAGCAUGGCCUAGCAUCCAGAGAAGCAGCUCAGAAAAUGGCUGCAUGUGAGGCAGCAAAAAUCGGAGCCACUUCUUGUAUAUUGCGAUCCUAAGUAAAAAACAAUGAUUUUGGAACAGCCUCAGCCCUGGUGGUGAUGGAAACCAUUCCCACUGCAUCUGCCAAGGGUCAGUUUUGCCCUUGUCGCACCUGAACAUGCUAUGGAGUCAAAUUCUGAUGUGCACAAGCAAAACUGAAAAAGAAUUUAGAAUUUUUAUCAAGUAAAAUUGUCAUUUUAAAUCUAUGCUGAAAUGUUUUUCCUUUUAGAACCAGCAGUUGUAAGAAAUGGAAUUACUUACCU
Molecule: messenger RNA, 2314 nt
Organism: Alligator sinensis (Chinese alligator)
Lineage: Eukaryota; Metazoa; Chordata; Crocodylia; Alligatoridae
Gene: CFAP99
Product: cilia and flagella associated protein 99
Exons: 15
Coding region: 89-2068 (659 amino acids)
Source: RefSeq, a predicted model, not a curated record